Messenger RNA from Bombina bombina (fire-bellied toad), 1337 nucleotides. RefSeq lists its product as uncharacterized. The record is from RefSeq and is a predicted model, not a curated record. Gene Ontology annotation, cellular component: membrane. The coding region runs from base 199 to 966 and encodes 255 amino acids. Lineage: Eukaryota; Metazoa; Chordata; Amphibia; Anura; Bombinatoridae. The transcript has 8 exons.
UAAACUGGGAGCUUCUAAAUUUCUUGAAAUCCAGCUCCUGGAAUCGCUUUGGGGGCAGUCUGGAAUGUUUUGAACACUGCAUGAAGAAGAAAUUCAAGAUUCUGCUGUCAAACUGCAGUUGAAAAACGUCUCGGAUCCAAGAAGAAGAGGGCCAGGAAACUUUGUUCUCCACUUUUAUGAUUUGACUCAAUAACAAAGAUGUCAACCAACAUUGUAAAAGACCCUGAAGGGAACGUCUCCUAUGAAACAUCAGAUGGGACAGUGGUUAAUAUUCAUAUCAACCAAAGGUCUUUCCUAGAUGCCCUUUUUGAUGCUAUCAGAACCCUGAGAAAAAGUAUCAAAGGCCAAAAACCAACCAGUCAAUCAACCCAUGGAGCACAGAGAGGACUUGGGGCCUCUCAAAUCACUUUGGGAUGUAUCUGUGUGAGUAUCGCUAUCAUCCUUUGCUUUGGACCUGACCUGCAAAUACAUAUAAAAGGGAUGCUCUUUUGGGUUGGAUUCCCGUUCAUAAUAUCUGGAGCCCUGAGUGUUUUAGCUGAUCAUCGCCGCAUCUUUGUUGUGAACCUCUUUUCAGGUAUUUCACACAUUGUUAGUAUUGGAGUUGCUGUGGCUGGUUUGGUGAUAUUGGCAAGUGAUUUUAAAAGAUUUCCAUGGUAUCGCAGUUCGCAAAACUUCUGUGACUCAUCUGAAGGAUACUAUGGAUGGAGAUAUGAAACAUCCGCACGACCCUACUUACAAUACCGGAAGAAGGAAUGUGAAAAAGUGUUCAAUGCAUUUAUGAGAUUUUUUGGUGGAGGGCAGAUCCUGAUUUUGCUUCUCGUAAUCUGGGGCCUCUGUAUCUCGCUCUUUUCACUUGGCUUCAGGCUGAAGAUAUUCUGUUGUAAACAUACUUCUAAUACGGAGACUGUAAAGGAAAAUGAUGAAUCCCUGAUGAAAUCUCCACAUAAGGAACCUGAGAUGAUUUAGAGGGUCAUUCUUUGCAUAUUCAGCUUCAUCUGGACCUGGAACUAAAGAACAAUUAAACAGCUUUAAGUCUUUGCACGCAAUAUCUGCUAGCUUGGGAUAUGAUUACUUACAUUGAAAGGGAAAUGUGGGUCAUAUGGUAAAUUGCUUAAUAGUGAUGGAGCAUAUCUGUAAAAACUGAAAAUAUUUUAUCUAAAAAUUUCUCCAGCUCACCAGAGUAAGUGUCCUGUGAUCCUUAGCUACUCUGUUUGGUGUCAAAUGGUGAAACAGCCAGAAACAUCAGUGCUAAGUUCACACUUUGCUUUAAUGUGAUCUUGUUAUAUUUUACUAUAAUCUUAAACUAAAAUAACUAAAAUAAAGUGAUACUGACUGCA